Sphenostylis stenocarpa is the source of this 795-nucleotide messenger RNA. The record is from the annotation of a GenBank genome assembly. NCBI's taxonomy places the organism in Eukaryota, Viridiplantae, Streptophyta, Magnoliopsida, Fabales, Fabaceae.
AUGGUUGAUAGCUCUUUAGAGGUACUACCCGACAUUCAUAAAAAGAAACUUUCACCGUUCCUCCAAACAUUUAAGCAGACAAAUGAAACAAUUCGGCGGGAAUUCUUGGGGGAAGAGGAUGCAGGCCCCGCUGUGACAAUCCGAUCCGUUAGAGAACUCAAGGGUGCUGGGAUCCAAUUCGAACCCGCAAAAGGUGGCAUCAAAGAGCUUAAAUUCAAGGAGGGAACGUGUCAAUUCUUUUUGCCAGUUAUCAGAUUGGAUGAGAACUCAGAAGUGAUAAUGAGAAACCUGAUGGCCUACGAGUCAUUGACUAGACCCACCUACUUAAUCUUCUCCAGGUACGUUGAAAUAAUGAGAGCUAUCAUAGACAAACCUGAGGAUGUGAAUCUGUUGGUGGAUAAGGAAAUCAUUAAGACUAAGUUCAGUAAUAAAGUGGUGGCGGAUCUUUUCAAUGGGAUGAGCACAUCCCUUAGGCCCACCGACACUCCUGAACUGGAAACAGAGAUAAAGAAAAUCAACGCCAAGUUCGAAAGAAGCCGGUGGCUGCAGGAUGCUGUGACAAAGUACGUGUACUCUUCAUGGAAAAUUCUGACAGUUAUUGCGGCUCUUUCAUUUUUGGUUCUGACGGCUGUGCAAACCUAUUGCUCUAUUUAUGCCUGCUCUUCUCGCUCCGCCUCAAACUUUGGCAAACUGCAUGCAGCAGAUUCGGAUUAUGGUCUAAGAAGAGGGAAAUCCGCUGGUCACCGGGAUGAUGCGCUGGGCAGAUUGAACCCUGCGUGCACCCACUUCGUUUAG